AUGGUCCAUGCCCCGAAGAAGCACGGAGUAUCUGCCGAUGGAACGAUUGCGAAGACUUCUACCGCGUCUUCACGGCCUAUCUCGGUCCUCUUCGUCUGUCUGGGCAAUAUCUGCCGCUCUCCCAUGGCCGAAGCAGUGUUCCGAUCCAUCACAGCUUCAGACCAACGUCUUGGUCAGAUAGAUUCUUGCGGUACUGGAGCCUAUCACGAGGGCCACUCUCCAGACCCACGAACUAUGAGCACGCUCCAGGACAAUGGCAUUGUGGACUACGAGCAUUCGGCACGCAAGAUACAAGUGGCAGAUUUCGAUACCUUUGACUACAUACUGGCAAUGGAUAACGAAAAUGCGCAUGAUCUGAUGCGAUUGAAGACACGGGUGAUUAAGAACAAACAUGCCGGAUUGAACAAGGACAAGCUGUCGGCGAAGGUGAUGCUGUUUGGGGACUUUGGAGGAAAGAAAGGAGAACAAGUUGCCGAUCCUUACUACGGGGAGAGGAACGGCUUCGCCGAUGCAUAUGAGCAGAUGGUUAGGUUUUCAAACGGAUUUGUUGCACAGGUCCUGGAUGCGCCUAAAUGA
This is a messenger RNA of Letharia lupina, 576 nucleotides long. RefSeq lists its product as uncharacterized. Gene Ontology annotation, molecular function: protein tyrosine phosphatase activity. The coding region runs from base 1 to 576 and encodes 191 amino acids. The transcript has 2 exons. NCBI's taxonomy places the organism in Eukaryota, Fungi, Ascomycota, Lecanoromycetes, Lecanorales, Parmeliaceae. Gene Ontology annotation, biological process: protein dephosphorylation. The record is from RefSeq and is a predicted model, not a curated record.